AUUGACUGGUCGAUGUUCGAGUUCAAAUCGAUUUACGGUCACACAAACGCUCGUUAAUCGUCGAGUUUUAAACGGUUUUUUUUCGUUUCGCGUUCCAUUUCCAAACCGUCGUCGUCGUCGUCGUAAUCGUCGAUGGCGGCGCGAGUUGGCCGUCCCCGCCCGGUGCGCCAUGUUUACGCUUGGUUUGGGGUUGAAGUUGGCAAGAAGUAAGCAAACCGGGAAAAUAAAAUAACACACUGUCCACCGACCGGUGGAGUAAAAAUGGCACACAACAACAGCAGAACUUACGAACAAUAACCCUUUUGUGGAAGGGAAGGCUCGUGGGGGACAGACAGUGUACGCUGUAUGCUGUGCCGCACUUAAUUAAGAGCUGACAAAUGGAUGGAAAAAAGCAAUAAAUAAAUGUUUGAAACAAUUGUAAUUGAUCAAACGCAUUAACGGCGAGUAUGGCGAUCAUGUGGAAUUUAAACUAACAGCAAAAAAGAAACAAACCAUUUUGCUAAUAGAUUGUUUGCGGAGCGUUAACAAGCGUUGAAAAAAAAGAAAUGGUAUGAAGAGGAGGAAGAAUUGCUGGAAUUGGAACUGGAGACCAAAGCAACUGUUGAUAUGGAUGCUUUAAAGAGAUGUGGACAAGCUGAUGAAUUAGUAUGAGUCGGUAAUUCGCAUCUCAGUGACAUUAUCAGCUUGGAUUCAAAUCUCUUUAGCUUCUCUCUCUAGAAGUUGUGAUGGAUUGAUUUUCUCUGCCCAAAUUGAGUAAGAAAGCCAAGCUUGUUGAAAUUGAUCGAACUUUGUUUGUUGAGAUAUUCUCGAGGUUCACAGCUGUCAAAAAUUAAAAAAUGUUCUGUUAUCUCUCAAUAGGUCUCUCAACAUGGAUGUUCUCUAAAAUAAACCGGUCUUCUUUAAGGAGAGAAGUCUUGCUCUAUAUAAUGUCUGGCACGGCAUUCUUUGAUUUGGGUUGUUACCCGGCUUGAUUUGAGAGGCGCCCCCCCUGGCCUUGUUUAAAUUUUUGUCUAACGUCCAGAAAUCCUAUACGGAUCUAUCAAUAGUUCUCGAGACCAGUCUCCUCUAUCAUUUCUCCAAAUCCUGUGUAGAUGUUUGCUAGAAUUUAUCAUCAGCAUCUCUCAUGAUCUCACUACAUGUGUGUACUCUGUACGUGAAAACUUGUUGUGCGGGCAAAUUUCGACUUCUCCACUACUAGGAACGUAUUUCGUUUCCCCCUUAUCAUUUACAUAUUUCUAUUUUCAACGCAGUCUGUAGUAAGUACACACUGACGAUGGCGUUCCCGGCCAACGAUAAAGUGGCGCUUGUGUUUGCAACAGCGAAAUAAACACGCUGGCCAAACUAACAUUUUUUAUCGUCUGCUGUUUCGUUCAGCUUGUCUCGCGUCUCACGACCGCACGACCACAAGUAUAUAGAGCAAAAAGCUAACAGCGAAACACAUGCGAGCAAGGAAAAGAUAAGCAGUCAGCAGAGUCCGCGAGCAAUAGGAGUCGCUGGUGCCCAAUGAUGAUUACUUUGGGUCGAGCCGUAACUUGAUCUGAUCGUUGAAAUGUUUGACCCAUUUGUUUCCGUUCCUGUGGCUUUCAAAUUGACCGUUCGUUCGCGCAUUCGUCUCAGUUUCCGUCUUUUCGCUGGUGGUUGCGUUUCUGGGGCCGUUAAUAGGGGUGUCCCCCUUCAAGCAAAUGGGAAACGGACACACUUUAUUAUAUUGUGUCUAAAAUGACAAAUAGUGUGUGAACCCUCGAUCGCGAGCUUCCCCCCAAUAGGUUACGACAUUUGAUUAGCUCGGUAUGAUAUAAAUAAAAAUAAAUUGGAUACAUUUCUGGAGCUUCCCAGUCUUGAAGACUGGAGGUUUCGCUUGUUUGAUAUCAGAUAUGGAACCGUGAAACAAAUACCACACUUGAUAGGCACUUGCGGGCGGAUGUAGAAAUGUAGUACGCCAUUCCUUGGAGGGUUGGAAAUGUCAAACUGCGGUUUUACACUUGCUUUACUGACAAACGUUUGACGCAGCUUGACCUUUCGUUGUGGUUGUUUUUUGGGUUCAUUUGUGAAAGAACUUUUGUGUGUUUUUUAUUUUUGCCAUUCAAAUUUCCUAUUUGUUUGCAGUUCAUUCGUUGAUGGAAAAGGAAACAACACUACUCGGGAUAGCUCGAAACAUCCGUCCUGUUUAGCAGACAGAGUGUUAAGCAUAACAAUAGCAUGACUCUGAUAUUUUCAGACGUUCUGGUGUGAUGUUUUUCACAAAAACCUGCUCUGCUAUUCAUGGCACCGCCCUUCUGAUGAAGCAUCUGAAGAGCAUAAACUCGUCCCAGUCGUCUCACUCAUGCUAGAACAAAGAACACAUUCGUCCGGACAUGAUCCACGCCAGGAAAUAUACAUCUUUAUCUCCGAAAAAAAAAGGAAGUCGCCAACUAAGUCGCUCCUGAUGUGCGCACGUCGGUGGUGGUAGCUGAUUCAGCAACACUGAUUAUGCGUUGUUCAAUAUCUGCCCAAGGCGACGGCCGGCUGUGUGUCGUGCGGAUCAGAAAUACGCGGACCAACCGUGUAUAGGCUUGCUUCGUACCAUCGCAUGGAAAAGCUUCCGCCAAACAUCCGCCAUGCUUUUGGCGCCAUGUCCCGUAAUUGUUAUUUGUUUUGCUGCGGCAUCCCCAAGGGAUGGCACGAAUUUCUACGAAUGGAUUCGCAUGUGGGCGUGUGGAGGAGAUGUUUUGGAUAGCUUUGGGUGGCGCCAAUUCGUUCGGUUCGUGGCCAAUUUCCCGGGAAAGUUUUUUUUUCGAUCAUACGGUAAGGUCGUAGGGUUAAGAUGUGGAUUGAUAGCAGUAGUCUCCGUGCACUGUCGUACGGUGUGAUGGUUUGGGACAGUACACAGAAUUAUGUCCUUGCUAUUGGGCAAAUUGUUUACGUGUCGUCAGCUACAGAAUUCGGCGGAAUUGAAUGUUCAGGACGAGUGCGUUGCUGACAGUCAACGCAACAAAAUUGAGACUAUUCACGAAUGAAGUCACACGUCUUGGUGAGGGUAUUAAAGCUUGAGCAGCGGACAUUUCAUUGUGUUCAAAAUUAAUUUCUUGAAGCCCGCUAUGUGCAACAUACAGGGUUCACCGAUAGAUAGCAUACGGCGAGCAUACCUUAGCGGUUCGCGCAAACGUUUAAGAUAUCUGAGGCCAUCGAUAGCGAUUCGCAUGUACAAUUAGCGACUGGCCCAAAAUGGAUAGCGAUUCGCGUGCACACUUUAGUGAAUGUCAGAAUUCGGCGCGGUUUGAAAAUGUAGGUUUAUAUGACCCAGGUUGAGUAGUCGAGAUUUGAAAAAAAUCGUUUAAAUUUCAUUUUUUAUGUAAUUGGAAAGUUUUUGCACACAAAAGUGGUGUGAAAAUUAAUGUUCAUUAUCAUAAAGCAUAAAUUUAUUGAUUUUCAGCGUUGGUUAAAAAAAUAAUAACAAAACUAUGUGAAACAUGAGAAGAACAGCCAUGUGGAGAAUUCAAACAUGGAUGUAUAUACACGAAUUCAAAAUUGAUGCGCUCACGAAAAAAAAUCCGUUCAGGUAAUGAAAAUAUUUAGCAUAUUGGUCCAGCAACCGAAGCGUUCACAGUUUUACCAAACGAUUAACAAUCAGAGCAUCAUUUGCGGUAUAAUUAUACAUUCCUUCGUUGUUUUUGGUUUUGGCAAUCAUCCUUUUAAAGGUACGAAUUUCAGCACAAUUAAAAAGUGCUACAACUAGAAUUCUCAUUGAAUUUGAGUGUUUUCUAGGUGUUUGGCUACGAUAGGAGCUCUUGCUUGUUGAAGUGCGCCCGUGCAACAUUUUUCUUGUCGGUAAAUUUGUUUUAUUAACGCACCGUGAAAGAAUACAAUAUGAAUUCCAGCCAAAGCUCUGUACAAGAGGAAAAUGCAAGCUGCGCUAUGCAAGCACCUCGCCGCCGAAAAACUACCAGCAACGAAGAUAGAGAGCGCUUGGUAACGGCGUAUGAAAACGGAGGCACUGCAGCUACGAUUAGCGAAAUGUUUAAUUUGAAAAAACCGACUGUCCAUGGCAUCAUCAAAAAAUACCAAACCCAAUGGCAAAUCGAGGCAAAGAAGCGUGGUGGCAACAGAUCUAAACUAUUGUCGCAGCAAGCCGUAAAUGAUGUUCGGAACUGGGUCGACGAGGACUGCACGGUGACGCUUAAAGCACUCGCAGAGAAAGUGUUCGAACAACACGGUGUUCGAGUUUCGUCCACAACCACAGCGAGGGAAAUAAAAGGAUUCAACUACUCUCUGAAGAUGGUCAAACUGUUACCGGAGGGACGCAACACACCAACGACUGUCGAAGACAGGAAACAUUACGCUACACAAUUUUAUGAAAUUGCGCGCGGAAUUCCGGAUAAUGGUUUAAUCUAUUUAGACGAAGUAGGAUUUAACGUCCGUAUGCGUACGCUAAAAGGACGAUCGCAGAGAGGAACACCGGCCACCAUCACCGUUCCACAGUUAAGGACUAGGAACAUCUCCAUCAUUUGUGCUAUGCAUCGGUACGGCGUGCUGCUUUACACCACACACACUCGAUCCGUAAACCGUGAACGGUUUAUACAGUUUAUUGAAGAACUAAAGCAAACCCUGCGAUCGAAGAACAUUAACAGCAGCUACUUUAUAAUGGAUAAUGUAGCUUUCCACAAAACACCCGCAGUAAGAGUUGCAAUCGGAAAUGAUAGCGACAAACCUUUAUAUCUACCACCCUACUCACCAUUCCUUAAUCCUAUUGAAAAUCUUUACAGCCAGUGGAAGAAUUUUGUGAGGCGAAGCAAUCCUUCAAAUGAGAAUCAAUUGAUGCAAGCGAUUCGGAAUGGAUCCAGGCUAAUAACCGCACAGGAUUGCGAUGGCUACAUUUCGAAAAUGUGGCAAUACAUGACACAUUGAGUUGUUUGAGGGGCGAAGAAAUUUUAGAUUUAGUUAUGUAUAAAUAUAUAUAAGAUUAGAAAGUAAGAUUUUAGUUUUAAUGUGUAACAUAUUGUACUGACGAUGCUUAAAAAGAUGAAAUGUAAAUAAUGCUGCCGGACGAAUUAAAA
Anopheles stephensi (Asian malaria mosquito) is the source of this 5033-nucleotide messenger RNA. RefSeq lists its product as uncharacterized. Gene Ontology annotation, molecular function: nucleic acid binding. The coding region runs from base 3847 to 4884 and encodes 345 amino acids. The record is from RefSeq and is a predicted model, not a curated record. The transcript has 2 exons. Lineage: Eukaryota; Metazoa; Arthropoda; Insecta; Diptera; Culicidae.